AGCGGCGGCGGCGGCGGCGACGCGGCUCGGCGCGCCCGGGGGGUCCCCGCGUCGGCGGAGCCCAUGGAGAGGCGCGAAGGGGCGUCUCGGCGUCCCGCGGCCCCCCGCGAACGCAGAGGGGAGCCGGCCCCCGGCCAGCCCGGCGAGCCGCUGUCCACUGCUGAAGCUCCCGCCGCCGCGGCCGCCGCCGCGCUGCCCGCCUGGAUGCGCCUCUACUUCUACGGCAUGCACGGCAUCACCCUGGACGUGCUGGUGUCCUCGCUGCGGCGCUUCGCGCGCAGCCCCGACCUCCGGAUGCUGGGCUUCUCCUCGCCCUACCGCUGCCUCCUGCACUCGCUCACCCACUUCGCGCUGGAGAAAGUCUACCUGCAGGGACGCCUCUGCCCCAGCGCCUUCGUCUUCAAUUUCCUGCUGUACCCCUCGGCUCACGUGGGGCUGCAGACCCUGGCGAGCCAGGCGCUGCUGCUCGGCGUGGGGGGCCGGCCCGGGGGCGCGGGGGCGCUCGACCUGGCGCUGCAAUAUGUGCUGGCGCUCUACCACGGCCAAGUGUUCCUGAAGCGCUUCCUGUGCUUGCAGUACCAGGGGCGGCAGCCGCAGCCGCAGCCGCAGUCGCAGCAGCCAAGGAGGCGGCGAGGUUCGUCCCCGGCGGUUCUUCCCUCCGGAGUCCAGGCUCCUGCGGCGGCGGUGACUGGGGACCGGCAGCAGGGACCAGUCAGCCGCCUAGACGCGGGGGUGGGACCCCCCAGCCAGGGGUUGCCAGAUGUGCUGCGCUUCCUCUUCUUCGGCAUGCAUGGCUUUCUGGAUGAGAUCUUCUUCACCUUCUUCUUUAACGUGCUAGGGCAGGGGGAUGGGGCAUCCAGUGGGCACACCUCGCUCUGGUCCUUCCUCAUGUACGGCAGCUGCAGUUUCGUGGUCGAGAAGCUCUACUUCCACCUCCACUACAGUCGAGGCUGGGGGACCUGGAAGCGGUUGCCCAUCUACGUGAUCUUCAUCUACACCUGGGAGUUUUCCUGGGGUCUGGGACUCCGAACUUGCGGUGCUUGCUCCUGGGACUAUUCGCACUACCCGCUCAACUUCAUGGGUCUCAUCACGCUGAUGUAUCUCCCUGGCUGGAUAUUCCUGAGUGUCUACCAGGAUCUACUUUCCAACGUGCUAUGGAGGGUUCAGUACGUGCCAACCAACUAAGACCAAAACCAAAAAGCGUCCUGGAUUCCCACGAAUGCAUAAGAUAUUAUUUUUACACCUUUUCAGCGGAGUGGGUUUUUGAACCUUUGAAUUUUUUUAUACCUUUUACUAAACUCUUUCAACUUGUUUUAGUCGACAGUUUAGGACGUUUUCUUUCUAUGAGGAAACUAUGCAUAAUACGAUACUUUGAAAAUAUUGCUGGGAACAUUACUCAGAGUAUUUGAUUGUCAAUACGUUCAAUCCCUUACAAGCCCAAACAGCAAAACCAUUAUACCUUAACAUCAGAAAGCUGUAGUAUUUGUUUAUUUGGGUGUAACUGGGCAGUAGGUACUAAUCUUUUUUUUUUCUUCUUCUUUUUAAAUACUUUCCAUCUUGUUUCUUUUUUUAAAUAAGAGCAUUCUUUAAUUCAGAGACCUGUGGUACUUUUUACAAGAUUCGAGGAAAUUUUCUGAUUUUCUGUCUUUCGUUCUUUUAAAUGUCACUUUAUUCUGAUUUCUUGACAUAUUUACCAGGGACUGCUCAAACCCAGUGUCUUGUACUCUUAAAACUACAGUUAAUAGCUCUUAAAGUGCCUCUGUCUAGCAUACAAGUGAAAAGAAACUGAAAAAUGUGAAAAUACAUCCUAUGAAUAGAUUUUUUUUAAAAUAAGAAUCUUUUCUAGCAUCUCAGACAGGUGACACUGUGUUAAGCAUCCUGCAAAUACUUGUUUUCCAAUGGGGUUAGCCUUAAAUGCCAAGAGUAUUAGCAUUGAUCAGAGUUUUGUGUUCUAUAUGACUGUAAACUUUUUGUUACUGUGCAAUAAUAUGAAAUGUUUACCAGAUGUGUACAAGGGCCAAGCAAAAUUACUCCAUCUUCAAUAGUGUUCUAUCCCUAAGGACCCUUUCUAUGUGGAGCUUCAAGAGUCAAAACAGUUUCUUGGAAUAAAAUGAAACUGAAACUUCACACUAAUUGCAUUAAACCUAGUAGUUUACUGUGAAUACAUAAAUGUCUUUCAGCUUACUUCUGCCAUGCCUCACUUGUAGACAUUUUUCUGUUUGUUUAUGCCUCCACGGAGUCUUGGGCUAAAUCUUAAGCAGUACUGUUCAUUGAGAAGCAAUGAUAGCUUUUUUGAUGACUCAUUAGUAAUGUUUGGAAGCUCCAAAUUUAAAUGAGAUGAUGUAAACCAUUUUAAGAAAUUAUGUCUAAUCAAUUAAUAAUGUACUGAAGAUUGCUGUUUUUAAUCUACUUCGGAAAGACAAGUCUAGUUGAUUAUGACUCAGCCAAGGAUGAUUAAUACCUUCUUGAGUUUUCAAUACAAAAAUAAUUAGAAAAACUUAUAGUGUGUGCAAAUGAAUAGUUCCCUAUUCAAAUUAUUAGCUUCCCUGUGUUAUGGAAAAAGGACUUUCUGUUUUCAGAAGAUGUUUACUCUGUCAGUAAAAGCAAACAUUAGACUUAAGUCAGGCAUAAUUCUAAGAAUAUGCUAUUUUUUAAUUCACUAAGUUGUAACUGAAUUGAGUAAUGCUUUCCAAUCAGUGUUACUGGUAAAUGGUUAAUGUCAAGUGAAUUAUUUUAGCCAAAGCUGAGAAGAGACCUGCAACUAAAGUGUUUACAAAAAAUUCACCUGAGUAUUACUUCAUGACACUUUGUCAUGUGCAAAAUAUU
Molecule: messenger RNA, 2826 nt
Organism: Sorex fumeus (smoky shrew)
Lineage: Eukaryota; Metazoa; Chordata; Mammalia; Eulipotyphla; Soricidae
Gene: TMEM229A
Product: transmembrane protein 229A
Exons: 1
Coding region: 64-1185 (373 amino acids)
Source: RefSeq, a predicted model, not a curated record